Sparassis crispa is the source of this 705-nucleotide messenger RNA. RefSeq lists its product as hypothetical. NCBI's taxonomy places the organism in Eukaryota, Fungi, Basidiomycota, Agaricomycetes, Polyporales, Sparassidaceae. The record is from RefSeq and is a predicted model, not a curated record. Bases 1 to 705 code for a protein of 234 amino acids. The transcript is spliced from 3 exons.
AUGGCCUCUAGACAUCGCUUCGCCAUUGUCCAUCUGCUAAAAUUGUUUCAACUUCUUCAUCUUUUUAUCUGCUGUACCCUUUGCGUGGAGGUCGUUCACACAGAAGCUCGAGCUCUCGUGAAGCUGAAGGAUAUCAAUUUCGUCAAUAGUGUCGCGAGAGAAAGACUGUCCGCAUAUGAGAGCUUCAGCAAUAUGUCCCUCUUUAUUCGUGAGGGACCUGCGGAUGAUGCGCCCAGCUCCGCGAACAGCACUGUCACAGGAAGUGGAACGUCUGCCUUGACCAUCGUACCAUCCAGUUUUCCUGCGACCGCUGUCACCGAACCUUCCACUGCUCUUCCGACAAGGUUUUCAGGAAAUUACUCUUCCGCCGCUUCCACCACGAACUUCCAGACGCAGCCAAGCGGGACUAGCGAUGUCGUCACCGUGACGGUGAUUCCGACAGCACAGUCUGUCACCGUGGUCAUGGUCUCAGUGGAGACGGUCAUCAGCACAGUAACAGCACCCGGAUCAACAGUUGCAUAUACUACGACCCAAGAAGAGACCCUGUGGUCGACCGUUGAUGUAUCCUCGACACAACAACCUGCAAGCUCUUUACCGGCGGGGUACCUCCCCGUCGAUGCAGCCGACCAUAGCCUACCGCGUUCCUCCGUAUUUCUCUCUAUCAUGCUUUGCGCUGCACCUGCCCUAGCUAUGAUAAUUUAUUGA